AUCUCUACAAACACAGGGUUGUUUUUACUGUCAUUCAACAAAAGGUCAUACCAAUUUUAGCAAAAUUAAGAAUAUAAUAAAAAUGCAUUUAAAUGAAUACGAAGAUCUGCUGGAGCGGCUAGAAGGCGAGGAGUUUGAGCAAUUCGAGUUGGGCGCCGAUGUCUACCAGCAACUACUCGCCAUAUAUCUUUAUCAAAACAAAUUGGCCAAUGCCAAAUUACUGUGGAUGCGUAUUCCCGACAAACUGAAGGAUGACAAAGAACUUAACCAACUUAAUCUGCUCAAUUUGGCGCUGCAGCACAACAAUUACGCCGACUUCUUUAGAAACAUAAAGUACGAGUGGUCUGAAAAGGUCAGAGCUCCCAUAGAGGAUCUGCUAGUAAAACAACGCGAGGAGCUGUUCAAUCUAAUGGGAAGCGCCUAUGUGUCCAUCUACCAGCAGAACCUAUUGGAGCUGUCGCAAAUGUCCGAGGAGGAGCUGAAAAAAACCUGCACAGCCCUGAAUUGGGGCGAAGAGCUGGAUGGCGACCGUGUUAUCUUGAAACCCAAGAUCAGAGAAGCACCACCCAGUCGCAGCAACGACGACCAAUUGCUUAAGUUAACCGAGUUUGUAACCUUCCUAGAAAAUUAAGCAUCAAUAAAAUAUACUCAUCUUAA
Messenger RNA from Drosophila bipectinata, 657 nucleotides. RefSeq names its product COP9 signalosome subunit 8 (gene CSN8). Gene Ontology annotation, biological process: COP9 signalosome assembly; protein deneddylation. The record is from RefSeq and is a predicted model, not a curated record. NCBI's taxonomy places the organism in Eukaryota, Metazoa, Arthropoda, Insecta, Diptera, Drosophilidae. Gene Ontology annotation, cellular component: COP9 signalosome.